Messenger RNA from Macaca mulatta (Rhesus monkey), 1556 nucleotides. RefSeq names its product branched chain keto acid dehydrogenase E1 subunit beta (gene BCKDHB). Gene Ontology annotation, biological process: branched-chain amino acid catabolic process; response to nutrient. The record is from RefSeq and is a predicted model, not a curated record. Gene Ontology annotation, cellular component: oxoglutarate dehydrogenase complex. NCBI's taxonomy places the organism in Eukaryota, Metazoa, Chordata, Mammalia, Primates, Cercopithecidae.
AAGCCUCCUCGGGUGCUCCGCCCUCCCCGCGGGCUGCGUGCGGCAUCGCCUGCGAACCCUGGCGGUGAGCGGGGAUGGCGGUUGUGGCGGCGGCUGCAGGCUGGCUGCUCAGGCUUAGGGCGGCAGGGGCUGAGGGGCACUGGCGUCGGUUCCGUGGCGUGGGGCUGGCGCGGGGAUUUCUGCACCCCUCCGCGACUGUCGAGGAUGCGGCCCAGAGGCGGCAGGUGGCUCAUUUUACUUUCCAGCCAGAUCCGGAGCCCCGAGAGUACGGGCAAACUCAGAAAAUGAAUCUUUUCCAGUCAGUAACAAGUGCCUUGGAUAACUCAUUGGCCAAAGAUCCUACUGCAGUAAUAUUUGGUGAAGAUGUUGCCUUUGGUGGAGUCUUUAGAUGCACUGUUGGCUUGCGAGACAAAUAUGGAAAAGAUAGAGUUUUUAAUACCCCAUUGUGUGAACAAGGAAUCGUUGGAUUUGGAAUCGGAAUUGCAGUCACUGGAGCUACUGCCAUUGCAGAAAUUCAGUUUGCAGAUUAUAUUUUCCCUGCAUUUGAUCAGAUCGUUAAUGAAGCUGCCAAGUAUCGCUAUCGCUCUGGGGAUCUUUUUAACUGUGGAAGCCUCACUAUCCGGUCCCCUUGGGGCUGUGUUGGCCAUGGGGCUCUCUAUCAUUCUCAGAGUCCUGAAGCAUUUUUUGCCCAUUGCCCAGGAAUCAAGGUGGUUAUACCCAGAAGCCCUUUCCAGGCCAAAGGACUUCUUUUGUCAUGCAUAGAGGAUAAAAAUCCUUGUAUAUUUUUUGAACCUAAAAUACUUUACAGGGCAGCAGCGGAACAGGUUCCUAUAGAACCAUACAACAUCCCAUUGUCCCAGGCCGAAGUCAUACAGGAAGGGAGUGAUGUUACUCUUGUUGCCUGGGGCACUCAGGUUCAUGUGAUCCGGGAGGUAGCGUCCAUGGCAAAAGAAAAGCUUGGAGUAUCUUGUGAAGUCAUUGAUCUGAGGACUAUAAUACCUUGGGAUGUGGACACAGUUUGUAAGUCUGUGAUCAAAACAGGGCGACUGCUAAUCAGUCACGAGGCUCCCUUGACAGGCGGUUUUGCAUCGGAAAUCAGCUCUACAGUUCAGGAGGAAUGUUUCUUGAACCUAGAAGCUCCUAUAUCAAGAGUAUGUGGUUAUGACACACCAUUUCCUCACAUUUUUGAACCAUUCUACAUCCCAGACAAAUGGAAGUGUUAUGAUGCCCUUCGAAAAAUGAUCAACUACUGACCAUAUAGAAAAGCUGGAAGAUUAUAACUAGAUAUGGAAAUAUUUUUUCUGAAUUUUUUUUAUAUUUCCUCAGACUUACCUCUUUUUGAAAAGAGAGUUUUUAUUAAAUGAACCAUCAUGAUGUUGGCUGAAAAGUUCUACAUUCUAUUAUUGUAUUGUAACACAUAUGUAUUGAUGAUUUGCAUUAAGAGUUUCAGAUUAACUUUGAAAAAUAUUCCACUUGGUAAUCUUAUAAAUUCUGUUUAAUUACAUCUGUAAAUAUUGUGUGUGUGAUAGUAUUCAAUAAAGUAAAAUCAAAUUGUC